Molecule: messenger RNA, 1752 nt
Organism: Akanthomyces muscarius
Lineage: Eukaryota; Fungi; Ascomycota; Sordariomycetes; Hypocreales; Cordycipitaceae
Exons: 4
Coding region: 1-1752 (583 amino acids)
Biological process (GO): mRNA 5'-splice site recognition; RNA processing
Cellular component (GO): U2-type prespliceosome; U1 snRNP; commitment complex
Molecular function (GO): protein binding
Source: RefSeq, a predicted model, not a curated record
AUGAGCGACUUUGGUUCUUACGGCGGCGCCGACGAGGAGUAUGCCUCGGUGCGCAAGUACAAUGCCUUGGUGGAAGCCGACUCGGACAGCUUCGAAAACUGGGAAAACCUCGUCAAGGCGUGCGAAGCCCUUGACGGUGGUCUGAACCGCAACUCCAGUCCUCAAGCGCUUGCGACCUUUCGCGACGCCUACGACCGAUUCCUUCUCAAGUUUCCUCUGCUCUUCGGCUACUGGAAGAAAUAUGCCGAUCUCGAGUUUAAUAUCGCGGGACCCGAAUCUGCCCAAAUGGUGUACGAAAAAGGAUGCGCCAGCAUUUCCAAUUCUGUCGACUUGUGGACAGACUACUGCUCCUUCACCAUGGACACUACUCAUGAUCCACAGAUCGUCAGAGAACUGUUUGAGCGGGGGGCCUCAUGCGUCGGGCUAGAUUUUAUGGCCCACCCCUUCUGGGACAAGUACAUCGAGUAUGAGGAGAGGCAGGAGGCGCAAGACCGCAUAUUUGCGCUUCUGGUCCGCAUCAUUCGCAUUCCUAUGCACCAAUACGCACGCUACUUCGAUCGCUUCCGCGCUCUCGCUCACACAAGGCCGCUGAUCGAGGUCGUGGACGCGGAGACGCUCGCCAAGUUUCAGGCUGAGAUAGCCACUGAAACGCCUGGUCAACGCCCAGAGAUCGAUGUGGAACGUGAUGUGCGAGGCAAGAUUGACGGCAUGUACUUUGAGGUGUUUCAAUCCACGCAAAACGAGGUUUCGAAGCGAUGGACAUACGAAUCAGAGAUCAAGCGUCCAUAUUUUCACGUCACGGAGCUUGAAAAUGCUCAGCUGAGUAACUGGCGCAAAUACCUCGACUUUGAGGAGGCGGAAGGCGACUACAGUCGCAUCGUCUGCCUGUACGAGCGCUGCAUGACGACAUGCGCGUUCUACGACGAGUUUUGGUUCCGCUACACGCGGUGGAUGGCUUCACAAGCUGAAAAGGAGUCGGAGACGAGGAACAUCUUCAUCCGCGCAGCCACAAUGUUUGUGCCGUUGAGUCGGCCAGGCAUCCGCAUGCAGUGGGCCUACUUUGAAGAGAGCACCGGCCGGGUCGGCGUGGCGCUGGCCAUCCACGAGGCUAUCCUGAUGAAGCUGCAGGACUGCACUGAGGUCAUCAUUUCGUGGGCCAACAUGGAACGCCGGCAAAACGGAGUGGACGCUGCCAUUCAGGUAUACAAGGAUCAGAUUGACGCACCGACGGUUGACGUGUACACCAAGGCCGCGCUGGUGGCCGAGUGGGCGCUGUUGGUGUGGCGCGGCAAGGGAUCGGCGGAGGACGCGCGGGCCAUUUUCGUUAAGAACGUGCAGUGGUACGCGGACAGCCGGCACUUUUGGGACAAGUGGUUCGAGUUUGAGCUCAACCAGCAGGUCGACGGGCAGAGCGCGCCGGACCAGGCAGAGCGCCUACAUCACGUCUUUGUGGAGCUCCGCAGCAAGAGCCGACUGUCGGCGGCGUCGAAGAUGGAGCUGGCACAAGCGUACAUGAACUACUUAGUGCAGCAGGGCGGCAAGGAGGCGAUGAAGACGUUCUUGGAGGUGGACCGUGAUAUGUUUGGUCCGGCCUCGGUGCGCACCAAAUCGUCGACAGAGGAGAAUGGAGCUCAGCCGGUUGGAGAGCUGGACGGGACGAGCCGGCGCAAGGCCGAGACACAGUGGCUCAAGUUCUACGAAGCGCACUUUGAGCCGUUGGCAGAGGCGCAGGGGACGGCAGAUUUCAAUUGA